Messenger RNA from Prunus persica (peach), 2089 nucleotides. RefSeq names its product probable protein S-acyltransferase 23. The record is from RefSeq and is a predicted model, not a curated record. Bases 266 to 1888 code for a protein of 540 amino acids. Lineage: Eukaryota; Viridiplantae; Streptophyta; Magnoliopsida; Rosales; Rosaceae. Gene Ontology annotation, biological process: protein palmitoylation. Gene Ontology annotation, molecular function: palmitoyltransferase activity; protein binding. The transcript has 13 exons. Gene Ontology annotation, cellular component: Golgi membrane.
UUAUCUUUGAUAUAUUCACCAUGAUUCAUGCUGAUGCAUGAUGCAACGAAACCAUCACCAUCAAUUUCACCAUUUCCAAAUACACACGUAACAUCAAAAUACACAGUUAAUUUUCGAACACCAUUUCUAGAGAGGCAGAGAAAGCUCAAUUCGCAAACACCAAAUUCAGCAAUAAACCGUGCCCAAUUCACUUGGAAACUGUAUAAUCUCAAAUUCUCGAUCCCCCAUACAGAUUACUCUCCCUUAUGCGGUUAGCUCUCAAGAAAUGGCUUCUUCAGAGAUAGAGGUGGUGUCAUCGGACUCCAAAACCCAGAAAAACCCUACCGAGGUGCCGGUGGUCGACGUCUUCUCCGCUUCUGCUUAUGGCGAUUUUCUGAAACUGAGAAAGUUUGUCGAACAAGACGGUGCCUCUCUCUCCAACCCUGACGUCCAUGGCUACUACGCCCUCCAUUGGGCUGCUCUUAAUAACUUCCCCGAUAUAGCUCAGUACAUAAUUGAGCAUGGUGGCGAUGUCAAUGCGACUGAGAAUAUACAACAGACAGCGUUGCACUGGGCAGCUGUGCAGGGUGCAAUUGCGGCGGCGGAUGUGCUCUUGCAGAAUGGAGCUAGGGUUGAGGCUGCUGAUGUAAAUGGAUACCGGGCAGCUCACGUUGCUGCUCAAUAUGGGCAAACAUCUUUCUUGAAUCACAUUGUUGCAAAGUAUCAUGCUGAUUUUGAUGCACCUGAUAAUGAGGGGAGGAGUCCUCUUCAUUGGGCUGCAUAUAAGGGAUUUGCAGAUACAGUUAGGUUACUUCUGUUUAGAGAUGCAAGCCAAGGGAGACAAGAUAAAGAAGGUUGUACCCCUUUGCACUGGGCUGCUUUAAGAGGAAAUGUGGAGGCUUGCACUGUUCUUGUUUAUGCCGGUACUAAGCAGGAAUUAACGGUGAAAGACAAUGCUGGUUUUACUCCUGUUCAGAUUGCAUCUGAUAAAGGUCAUCAGCGUGUCGCUCUUUUCCUUGCUAACCAGCAGAGGGCUCACAGUAACCGUUGGAGAGACAAAUUUUGCAGUGGGAAGAUGGCAGAUAUUGGUUUCGCUCCUAUCUUGUUGUGUACAAUAAUCUUUCAAACAAUUCUCUUUAUGAACUCUGUCCUCGCAGCUCCUAAUCUGACAAAGGUUACUGCUGCUGUUGGCCUUUGGGGAUGGGCUGCUAUUUCGUUAGCUGUGGGUUCGCUAAUUAUGUUCUACAGGUGCAGUAGUAAAGAUCCAGGUUACAUAAAAAGAGCAGGGGAAUUCAGCAGUCAUACAGACACAGAGGAUCGUUUGUUGAAUAUUGAUUUGAACAACAACUCUGUAUGGAUGGGAAAUUGGUCUCAACUUUGUCCCACUUGCAAGAUAAUUCGGCCUGUUCGCUCUAAACACUGCCCCACAUGUAACCGAUGUGUAGAACAGUUUGACCAUCAUUGUCCAUGGAUAUCUAAUUGUGUUGGCAAGAGAAACAAGCGAGAUUUUUUUAUUUUUAUCUGCAUGGGAACUUUGACGUCGAUAAUUUCUGCUGCCGUUACAGUUCAAAGGAUUUGGAGUUCAAUGCCAGCAUGGAGAACAGAAGAAACAUGGAUUCAUCAUCUGGUAGUUCAACAUCCUAGUGUUGUUGCUUUUCUGUUUUUGGACGUUAUUAUUUUGGUUGCUGCUACAACUCUGACGGUGGCACAGGCAACUCAGAUAGCUCGAAAUAUCACCACCAAUGAAUUGGCGAAUGCUAUUCGUUAUGGGUAUCUUCGUGGUCCAGAUGGGCGGUUCCGGAACCCAUAUAACCAUGGGUGCAGGAAGAAUUGUGCUGAUUUUCUUAUUCAGGGCCACACAGAUGAUGAUGAAAUUGCUUGGCCUCCAUUGCAGCAAGUUACCAGUUAGCAUUAUGUGCUCUCCAGUGUCUUAGGCCGUGGAUGAUGCUGGAAAUUCCAUCUGUACCUGCUUGUACUUUUUCCCACCAUUUGUUACCCAAUUUUUAUACAUGAAUCCCUGGUCAUUUUACUGGUACAUGCUCCAUUUCCAGUUAGCCAUAUGUACAAUUGAAAAAAAAUGAAAUAGAAGAGAAAUGAAAUCUUUUUAUUC